Messenger RNA from Peronospora matthiolae, 1080 nucleotides. NCBI's taxonomy places the organism in Eukaryota, Oomycota, Peronosporomycetes, Peronosporales, Peronosporaceae. The record is from the annotation of a GenBank genome assembly.
AUGAAGGGGCUGAUCCUCGUAGGCGGCUUUGGCACGCGGCUGCGGCCGCUCACGCUGUCGUGCCCGAAGCCUCUGGUGGAGUUCUGCAACAAGUCGAUCGUGAUGCAUCAGAUCGAGGCGCUCGUGGCGGUUGGGGUGACGGAAGUAAUUUUGGCGGUAAACUACCAGCCCCAAGUAAUGCUAGCCGCUCUGGAGUCGAUGGAAGAGAAGUACCACAUCAAGAUCUCGUGUUCUCAUGAGACGGAGCCAUUGGGUACUGCUGGGCCAUUGGCUCUAGCACGGGAGCUACUGGAUGACGGCGACCCGUUCUUUGUGUUCAACAGUGACGUCAUUUGCGAGUACCGUCUGCAAGACUUUCUUGACUUCCACAAGGCUCAUGGGGCAGAAGGCACUUUGUUGGUAACCCGAGUGGACGAGCCGUCAAAAUACGGCGUGGUGAUUUCGAACGAUGACGGACAGAUUCAGCGCUUUGUGGAGAAGCCGCGUGAGUACGUGGGCAACAAGAUCAAUGCCGGCAUCUACAUUUUCAACCGUGAAGUGCUGGACCGUAUCCAGCUGCGUCCGACGUCGAUUGAGAAGGAGGUGUUCCCGCAAAUGGCAGCAGAAGGGACGUUGUUCUCGAUGGUGCUGUCGGGCUACUGGAUGGACAUUGGGCAGCCGAAAGAUUUUUUGUCGGGCAUGUGUUUGCAUUUGGACUUUGUGGAGCGCACGAAACCCGAGACUCUGUCGAUUGGAGAUAAGUACAUUGGCAAUGUGAUGGUGGACCCGACUGCGGUGAUCGGCGAGGGAUGCUUGAUUGGUCCGAACGUCGUCAUUGGUCCGGGAUGUGUGAUUGAAGAUGGCGUUCGACUAAGCCGGGCGACGCUGCUUCGUGGUGUAACGGUUCGCGCUCACGCAUGGAUCCAUUCGAGCAUCAUCGGAUGGGGCUCAACCAUUGGUCGAUGGUGCCGAAUCGAAGGGAUUACUGUUGUGGGCGACGAUGUGCAGGUAAAGGACGAAAAGUUUAUCAACGGCGGCCUCAUCCUGCCGCAUAAAGCCAUCUCGGACAGUAUCCCUGAUCCAGGUACCAUCGUCAUGUAA